AUGAGUUUUAACUUGACCGUAACUUUAACGUAUGAAAUUGAAGAAAUGUUGUGUAAGGUUAUUGCUGCUGAUCAAGAUGAUGGUGUUGAUGGGAUGUUCUUUCGCUUCUCGCUGCUAACAGUAUUGUUGGCGUGCUCAACGCAUGCCAUACAAAUCAAACCUUCUUAUGGACCACCACCACAACGUCUACCCCAUCGUGAAUAUGGCGUACCCCAGCAAAUGCCUUUUCGUGAAUAUGGACCUCCUGCUCUGAAAUAUGGACCUCCCAAAUUGAACUUCAUUGGCGGUGGCGGCUCUUCUUCGGGUCUACAUGAACAAAUUAAAAAUCAUUAUGGUGCCCCCAAGCCCUUCUAUGGCCCUCCUCAUAAGCCUCAACAGCAAUAUGGUCCUCCACCCACCCAACAGUAUGGUCCACCACCACCAAAACCAGGCGGCAAUUAUGGACCACCUCCACAAAAGUUGCAACACAAACCAGCUCCCUCAUACGGUCCACCUAAGCCUCAGUAUGGUCCACCACCACCACAAGCUUUGCCUUUGUUCCAACCUGCUCCACAAUUCAAGCCCCAACAUCAACCGGCCACCUCUUAUGGACCACCACCUUCGGGACCCUUGAAUAUACCACCCAAGCAAAUUUAUGGCCCACCACCACCAAACUAUGGUCCUCCACCAUUGCCUAAUUUCAAUCGUGUUCCGGAAACCACUGUUAUAUUGACCGGGGGACAAAACUCCCAAGGUCAGCAUCAUCAUCAGCAAAGUCACCAUCAUCAAAAUCAAAACCAACAACAACAACAAGUGCAAAUACAAAUCGAUGCCUCUGGACACACACAUUCUGUGGCUGGAUCUCAAGCUCCUUUCCAUACUGCCUGUGAUGGUUGGAAACCCAUACCAGCUCCUGCCGGUUCCUAUAUUGAAAACAAUCAUAUCGAAACUCAAUCUGGUUACAGUCAAGUUGCUCAAGGGUCUCAUCAUGGUAGUGCUUCAUCCUUCUCUACCACACAAUACAGUGGCGGUGCCAGUGCUGGUGGUAGUACUGGCAUUGGUGCUACUGGUUCUGGCUCUACAAUUUUGCUUUCUGGCGGUUCUGGUGCUGGCGGCAGCAAUAUCAUUGAUGGUUUAACUGAUGAACAAUUGGUAGCUGUAGCUUUGCAAUCGGGCAGUUUUGAGGGUGACAACUUAGUGCAACAACAAGAUGUUUUGCCGGGCUCAGGACCAGCUGGAGAUUUUAAUCAACAUGGUUUGAAUUCAAUUGAAGCUGAAGCUUUGCAGCUUUCCUUGGGUUCCAUUGAUGAUUCCUACAACAAACCCCCAUCUGAUUCUUAUGCUCCUGGUUCUAAGUACUCACACAAAUUCAACAGUCAACAGUCCAGUUCUCACAGCAGUUUUGGCAUUAGCGGACCCGGUGGUAACUUUGGACCUCCACCACCACGCAAUAACAAAUACGGACCUCCUCCACCACCCAAUGGCAACUAUGGACCUCCACCACCACCACCCAACGGUAACUAUGGACCUCCUCCACCACCCAAAGGAAACUAUGGACCACCUCCACCACCCAGCGGUAACUAUGGCCCUCCUCCACCACCACCCACUGGCAACUAUGGACCUCCACCAUCUUCUGGUCAAGAUGCUGCCGCUUUUGUUCAUCAUCAUGCUGAAGCCGGUUUAGGUAUUCAGUAUGGCAAACAAUCUGGUAAUUUGGCUCCUUUCCCUCCCCAUGGCGGUGCUCCACCUAGCAAACCUGUGUCCUUUAGACCCCCUGUGCCCCAAGGACUUUUCGAAACAAUUGGUAACACCGUACAGCAUUUAGAUCAGUUUGGUGUUAAACCUCAUGUACAAGCACCCACGUAUAUACCUCCAGCAGCUAAUGAAAUUGCACAAACUGGCCCUGGAAAUUUGAAUAUUGAAUAUGGUGUGCCACAGCAGCAACAACAAAUACCUCAGAAUAUUAUUGAACAGCAAUUGCCUCAACAACAGCCAGCUCAAGUUUUCAUACAAAUUGAACAGCAACAGCAACAACAUAACCAACAGCAACAAGAAUACCGACACCAUCAACAGCAGCAACAACAACAUCAUCAUCACCAACAGCAACAACAACAACAAUUCGGUAAUGCUCAUGCCGAAUAUGGCGUGCCUCCACCUCCUCAACAACCCCAAUAUCUACCUCCCCCACCACCAGCACAAUUGCAACAGCAAUACUUGCCACCCACUGGACCUCAGCAACAACAAUUUAAUGGUGGUGCCUCAUAUACCUCAAGUGCCUCAGCUACUUUUGACAAUUCAGCCUUUGCUGCCUCCCAAUACAAUCAUGAAGUUUUACAUGCCCAGGCUUUACCUUUGCAACAAGAGCAACCACGUUUCCACGAUUGCGGUCACGGUCCCAAUCUAGUUGGUGGUGGUGCAAGCUUUAACUACCAACAACAACAGCAACACCAACAACAACAUCAUCAAGAACAAUACUCAAGUGGCUCUAGUACUUCCAUUGCCCAAAGCAUACCCGUAGCUGAACAACAUACACAAUUCAUUUCAGGACCAGCCUCCAGCUAUGGACCACCACCAUCAGGAGGCAAUGAACUUGAUCAUAUUGGUUAUGCCUCGGAAAAAUCUCAAGUUACUGCCUUGCCUGAUGGCACCAACCCCGAGGGUUUGCCCGGUUUAGAUGGUCUCAAUGUACUCUCCGCCCAGAAAUCCCAGGCCAUACAUUUUAGCUCUCAAGAAACCACCAGCAAUGGCAAUACCUAUCAAGUACAAUUUGGUGGUAAUAACGAACAAUCAGCUAACCAUGAAGAAAUUCUAUCUGCUGGUCUUUUACAAACCAUUCUCAAUGCUGUAGAACAACCUCAGAAACAACAUCAGCCUUUGCCUGCCAACCACAAAGCUGAAAGCAGAUCAGAUAUUGAUAUUCACGAAGAUCCCAUAGAGGCGGAGGAUGAGAACGAACCUGGUGUAGCUGCCCAAGAAUCUAAGCAUGUCGAAGUAAAAGUACAUCCGGAUGAGGAGCAAACAUUAGAGACACCCGCCGAUGUGAAGGAAAUUAAGCCCAUAGUGGUCAAGGAGGAAAACGAAGCUAGACAUUAA
This is a messenger RNA of Calliphora vicina (urban bluebottle blowfly), 3072 nucleotides long. RefSeq names its product trithorax group protein osa. Bases 1 to 3072 code for a protein of 1023 amino acids. The transcript has 3 exons. NCBI's taxonomy places the organism in Eukaryota, Metazoa, Arthropoda, Insecta, Diptera, Calliphoridae. The record is from RefSeq and is a predicted model, not a curated record.